CAAAUGGGCUGCUUCUUGCCAUGGGGAUGCUUGCUCCUGGUCCUGUGCGUACUCCACUCCAUGCUUCCAAGUUCUUCAGGCUGCUUCAUGGAGGAAAGGGCGGCCCUCAUGGAAAUUAGCUCUUGGUUUACGAGCGCAAAAUCCGUGGUUCCCAGUUCGUGGGGACACGGUGAUGACUGUUGCUCCUGGGAAGGGAUCACGUGCGACAAUAGCACGCAUCGAAUAUUGCGUCUCGACCUUUUCCGACUCUACCAGUCAAUCCCUACCUAUGGAAGUGAUGGUUCCAUGUCAAUCGAAUCUACGGAAGUUGCAUGCUGGAACUUGAACUUGACAAUAUUUUCUUCGUUCCGGGAGCUUCAGCUGCUGGAUUUCUCUGGAAAUUACGCUUGUUUACGAAAUUUCGACGGUCUACAAGGAUUGCGAAAGCUCAAGUAUCUCAACCUCAGUGACAACAGUUUCAUAGGGAAUAUCCCAGAAUCUGUCAGCAACCUGGUUUCUCUGGAGGUCAUAAAUCUCAAGAGAAAUAACAUGAGUGGGUCUCUUCAGAAUAUAGGUUUAAAAAAUCUCCAGAAUCUACGAGAAUUGCAUUUGGGAUCCAAUCGAUUGAAUGGUAGCCUCCCAGCAUCCUUAUUUGCCCUUCCAUGCCUUGAGUACUUGGAUCUUUCAGAAAACCUCUUUGAAGGACAUAUACCUAUAAGCUCAACUUGGAAUUGUUCCUCGUUGCUUCAAACUAUCCGGUUAUCUGGAAACAAGCUAAGUGGUAAAAUUGAUUUCUUCUGGCUAAGAUAUUGUACUGAGCUCAAAGAGAUAGAUCUGUCCAGGAACACUGAUUUGGUUGUUCUAGUGAAAAUGCAUGGUUGGGUACCUAAAUUUGAAUUGAGAACACUAAUGCUUUCUUCAUGUAACCUUGAUAAGAGCAUGAUUACAGAGCCACAUUUCCUACACACACAACAUCAUCUGCAGUUUCUUGAUUUGUCAAACAAUAAUUUGCGGGGAAGCAUGCCCAAUUUUCUGUUCACGAAGGAAGCGACACUAGUUUACCUGGAUCUUUCGAGUAACUCAUUAGUUGGAUCAUUAUACCCGAUAUGGAAAAACCAAACUAAUCUUCGACUGCUGAACAUAGCUCUAAACCGUAUUGAAGGACAGCUGCUUGCCAAUAUAAGUUCAAUGUUUCCCGAGCUGAUGAUUCUCAAUGUUUCUCAUAAUAAUAUAUCUGGAGUUGUGCCAUCUUCACUGUGCAACAUUGGCAGCAUUGAAAUUAUGGAUCUGUCAAAUAAUAAAUUUGCAGGAGAGGUACCAUCUUGCUUGUUCACUGAUUGUUCUGCUUUGGAAGUAUUGAAGCUUUCAAACAAUAACCUCGGGGGUGUGAUACUUGAUGGGGCUAGUAACUUGUCUGCGGCAGAAAUAUACCUAGACAACAACAAAUUUGAAGGGACUCUACCUAGAAAUCUGUCUGGUAAUGUCCAAAUCAUGGAUUUACAUGAUAACAAUAUGUCAGGAGCACUGGACAUUUCAUUAUGGAAUCUUCCUUCACUGGCAGCUUUGAGCCUAGCUAGAAAUAGUUUAACCGGUGACAUUCAUCCAGAAAUUUGUAAAUUAACAAGCCUUCAGAUGUUAGAUCUAUCGGAUAACUAUUUUCUAGGGCUUAUACCACACUGCAGCAGUACAUUACCACUCCAGUUUCUGAGUAUAUCUGGGAAUUCACUGUCAGGCUCUCCAAAUGCAUUUUUCAACAGCUCCUUCAUUACAGCUUUGGAUCUCAGCCGGAAUCAGUUCACAGGCAACCUUGAGUGGACACGAUAUCUUUCUGAAAUCAGGCUACUGUUGUUAGGCAGAAAUAAGUUUGAGGGACAGAUCUCAUCAAAUCUCUGUUGUCUCCAGUACUUGAGUAUAAUUGACAUCUCUCAUAACAAACUCUCGGGUUCUGUACCACGGUGUAUUGGUGGCAUCCCAUUUGAAGACCCUGAACCUGAAGCUUAUACAUUUUACUGGCCCAGAACCUCCAGUAACUCUUUUGGAGGGGGGUUUGGUGUGUUCGAUGAUACGGGCUUCUCAUAUAACAGUGAUUAUGAACUCCAAGGAUUCACCUUCACCACUAAAGGGAACCCACCAUACACAUACGGACACAACUUCUUCAUGUCGAUGUCUGGCAUUGACUUGUCUGCAAACAUGCUGUCGGGCGAGAUUCCGAUGGAGAUGGGGAAUUUGAGCCACAUCAAGUCUCUCAACUUGUCGAACAAUUUCUUUACUGGCUCUAUCCCUGCAACCUUUGCAAACUUGACCGAGAUUGAGAGCUUAGACCUAUCAGAAAACAGGCUGAGCGGAUCAGUGCCAUGGCAGUUAACUCGGCUAUCAUCCCUAGAGGUGUUUUCUGUGGCAUACAACAAUUUAUCGGGGUGUCUACCAGCCAGCGGUCAGUUCAGCACAUUCGGUAUGGACAGUUACAAAGGGAACAACAACCUUAGAUCAUGCACUUCAAGUUCAGGUCCCAUGGCAGCAAAUGGUGUUGCAGGAAGUGUGGCUGAUGAUUCUGACCCGAUCCUUUACGUGGUGAGUGAACCUGUUGAAAAUAUGAACUUGAAAAUAGACUGGGGUGCUGAGGAGGUAAGAAGAUGCUGCCCUAUGGGGUAG
This is a messenger RNA of Triticum aestivum (bread wheat), 2631 nucleotides long. RefSeq names its product receptor-like protein 15. Bases 4 to 2631 code for a protein of 875 amino acids. The transcript is spliced from 4 exons. The record is from RefSeq and is a predicted model, not a curated record. Lineage: Eukaryota; Viridiplantae; Streptophyta; Magnoliopsida; Poales; Poaceae. Gene Ontology annotation, molecular function: protein binding.